Messenger RNA from Pollicipes pollicipes, 1701 nucleotides. RefSeq names its product oocyte zinc finger protein XlCOF19. The transcript has 10 exons. Bases 195 to 1484 code for a protein of 429 amino acids. The record is from RefSeq and is a predicted model, not a curated record. Lineage: Eukaryota; Metazoa; Arthropoda; Thecostraca; Pollicipedomorpha; Pollicipedidae.
CAGUCCUCAUGUUGCUGCGGAGGUGUUUUGCUGUUGCACCUAGAACACACUGCAAGAUUCAAGAUUGUGUGAGAACAGACAAUAGUGGUAUCCGAAAGGGACGCUUAGUCCAGUCAGCGAAGAUCUAUCCGCUGCUUGCUGGACACCUAUGAUGUGAAUAAUAAUUAGAUAGUUUGUUUUCGCGCCGCCAGAUCAUGGAUGGCCCUAUCCUAGUGCCCUGUCUUAUCUGCAAGAACCAGCUCAUCAAUCCCAAGAAUGUUUUCAAGGAGCGCACACAAUUCACCAGGACUUUGUUCGUCACCAGGCUGUCACGUAUUGUUCACAGGAAAUUGGAAAGUAAUUCAGUGCAGCAGGUGGACAUUUGCAGCACCUGCCAAUCUCUCCUGAACCUUAUUGAUGAACAUGAGAGUAAACUGCUUGCCUAUGAGAAUGAGGUUCGCCUCAAGUUCAAGCUGCCCUUCCCAAUCAUCCUGGAGGACAAGAAUGAGGUGGCCCCGCCCCCGUUCGACGGACAGCCAAUCGCCGAGCCGCAGAUGGGUGAACCAGCCAAUGACGGCGAUCUGGAGGCGGGGCCUGGUGAUGUGAUCGUGUCGGCCGACGACACGGGAUUGGUCACGGUGACGUACGGCCAGGCUGACGGCGAAUCGGCAGAUGACCCCCGGCCUCCGGGCGCCACCUCCCCGGCCGUCAUCUGGGACGGAGACUCCGACCAGCAGAUCAUCAUAUUCAAGGAGGGGGAGGCACCUGUGGUCAGCGUGCUGGGGGACCUGGUGCCGCCGGUGCCGCCUUCGGUGCUGGCCGAGUCAGAGCCGCCCGAGGCCGCCAACGAGCCGGCCGGCCGGACGGCCGGCCCUUCCGACCGGCAGCCGCCGACCGAAGAGCGCCUCUUCUACUGCGACGUCUGCGACGCGUCCUUCACUUCCACCGACGGCCUGGCCGCGCACCGGCAGGGCCACGACCGGCUGCGGUUCCGCUGCGCCUUCUGCCCGGAGCGCUGCGCCACGACGGUGGCGCUCAGUCGGCACAUGAACGAGGCGCACGCGGCCCGGCUGCUGCCCUGCGCCAGCUGCGAGAAGCGCUUCGCGUCGCGCGCCGGCCUGGCGCAGCACGCCAAGCAGCACGAGGCGCGCCAGCACGGCUGCACGCAGUGUCCGCGCAGGUUCGUCAGCCUGCACGACCUUCAGCUGCACGUGACGUUCAAGCACAGCGACGCGCGGCCCUUCAGCUGCGAGGUGUGCCGACGCACCUUCAAGACGGCCUCAAUGGUGCGCCGCCACAAGCUACGUCACACGGGUCUCAAGCCACACCGCUGCGCCCUCUGCGGCCUGAGCUUCACGCACAAGUUCGCCAUGGAGAACCACGUGGCCACGCACGCGUCGCACCGGCACGAAUGCGCCACGUGCGGCAAGAAGUUCGCCCAGCGCCGCUCGGCCGAGCAGCACGUGCGGCUAAUGCACUCAGGGGUGGCCUUUGCCGCGUCGUGAUCAGGGCGGUGCUGAUCUCAGCGUCCUGAUCUGGGCGGUGCUGAUCUGAGCGGGGCUGAUCUCAGCCGGCGGUCUCAGACGUGCUGAUCUGGGCGGUGCUGAUCUGAGCGGCGCUGAUCUUAGCCGGCGGUCUCAGAUGCGGACCUCAGCUGGUGUCGCAGCCCGGGUCGCCGGAGGAGCCUCAGCUGGUGCUGCCGGGCGGCUGGCAGCGGCGGGA